GAUAACAUAUGCAACCGUGACAAAACGUUCUGCACUACAACUAUUAUUGCUUGGUGGAUUGGUGCUCGACAGUUAAACCCGCAAGCCCCACGUCUGGCCCCACUGAUGUCAUCAUCUUGCCGAUGGAGGGGAGGAGAGGGGCGAGGGGGUCCCGUCCUUAUUGGGACACUCCGCCUCUGGGUCGCGCCGACCGACCGCCUGCGAACAACGCCUUACACGGCCAUGCCCAUGCCCUUCUGUAAUUCUAACUCUGGCUUCGUUUUUUUCCGUUUCAACUUUUUCUCUUCUUCCUUUAUGUUCAGGGCCACGUACCUCUCAUACUUGGCUCUUGCUCGUGUGUGACCCGUCUUCCCUCCAUUGAGCAUCAUCUGCAGUGAUACCUCACUUACUUCGUCUCAAUUUCUUGGGGGUCUCAAAAUUCAAUCUCCCCCGUCUUCUGCACCACAUCCGUUUCGUUUCCUUGACACCUACCGAACAACCAUGGCCGACAUGAAAGACGGAAAGUUCGUUCACGACGCGACGACGCCUCCCACCUCGAACAGCGUCUUCGACCUCUUCUCUCUCAAGGGCAAGACCGCCAUCGUCACGGGCGCCAGCGCGGGCAACAUUGGGCUGGGCGUGGCCCAGGCCCUCGCCGAGGCCGGCGCCAACGUCGCCAUAUGGUACAACAAGAGGAAGGAACCGGCCGAGCAGGCCGCGGCAGAGAUUGAGAAGGAGUACGGUGUCAAGUGCAGAGCGUACCAAGUAGACGUCACCUCGUACGACACGGUAGCCGCGGCCGUCGACGCUAAUGUGCGCGAGUUCAACGGCCGGCUGGACAUCUUCGUCGCCAACUCGGGCAUCGCAUGGACCGGGGGCCCGAUGCUGGACGGCCCGGUCGACAUGUACUCGGCCGUGGUCAAGACGAACGUGGACGGCACCUACUUUUGCGCGCGGGCGGCGGGGCAGCACUUCCGGCGGCAGAAGCGGGAGGGCACCACCUUCGGGGACGACGCCCGGCCGCUGGACCCGCCCUUCACGUCAGGCAGCUUCAUCGCGACGGCCAGCAUGAGCGGCCACAUCGUCAACGUGCCGCAGCUGCAGGCCUCGUACAACGCCAGCAAGGCCGCCAUCAUCCACCUCUGCCGGAGCCUCGCGGUCGAGUGGGCCGGCUUCGCGCGCGCCAACUCCGUCAGCCCCGGUUACAUUGUCACCAGCAUCUCCGAGUUUUGCAGUGAGGACACCAAGAGGGCCUGGAAGGACAAGAUUCCCAUGGGUCGCGAGGGUCAUGUGAACGAGCUCAAGGGGGCAUACCUGUACCUGGCGUCAGACGCGUCUUCGUACACGACGGGGACGGACAUCAAGGUCGACGGUGGAUACUGCGCCCCAUAAAUGCGUCUAGUUGCCGAGCAGGUCGGAGUUGACUGUGGAGUCAACUUGUCUUGGAUGGAGGGAAGGACUUUUUUGCGAGA
Messenger RNA from Thermothelomyces thermophilus ATCC 42464, 1451 nucleotides. RefSeq lists its product as uncharacterized. Bases 481 to 1371 code for a protein of 296 amino acids. NCBI's taxonomy places the organism in Eukaryota, Fungi, Ascomycota, Sordariomycetes, Sordariales, Chaetomiaceae. Gene Ontology annotation, cellular component: intracellular anatomical structure. The transcript has 3 exons. The record is from RefSeq and is a predicted model, not a curated record. Gene Ontology annotation, molecular function: oxidoreductase activity, acting on NAD(P)H, oxygen as acceptor.